Molecule: messenger RNA, 3459 nt
Organism: Nicrophorus vespilloides
Lineage: Eukaryota; Metazoa; Arthropoda; Insecta; Coleoptera; Silphidae
Gene: Doa
Product: serine/threonine-protein kinase Doa
Exons: 9
Coding region: 571-2688 (705 amino acids)
Biological process (GO): protein phosphorylation; nucleosome assembly
Cellular component (GO): CAF-1 complex; nucleus
Molecular function (GO): ATP binding; protein kinase activity
Source: RefSeq, a predicted model, not a curated record
AACAUUGCUUUUAUAUACGGAUGAAAGUGUUUGUUUCUUCCGUGAGUAAUCUGUUUACUCGCGAGAUCUGCGUUUCGCGUGCGCCUCGAAAAUACUUGGUAGAAUCGUUAGUAGGGGACUUUUGGCAUUGAUGGAAUAUAUUAAAAUUAGUUGGUGAUGAUGAUGUUACAGUUUUUUCAAUCGGACGGAUAUAUCGAAUCGCUCUCUUGUUGCGUCUCCUUCUUUCUUUUGGCGGGGUGUCGUUAUUUUUGUUUUGUGAAUCGGAUCCAGAAUAAUCUCCGCGUUGCUUACCUUUAGUUUUUUACGUAACCAGGCAGCAAUAGCAAUGGCUAUAGUGUGUGUGCUGGCGAGUGUGUGUGUAUUAUAUAGGAUGGAGAGCGUAUGGAGCUGUAGCGCGGUAGCUGUUUGGUAUUUUUAGUUUGGCGGUAUUUGGCAUCGAGUUCGGUCGCGCGCUUAUUAUGCCCCAGUAGUUAGUUAUAGUAGAACCGAUAACGCGACGGUCGCAAGUAAAUUUGCUUGGACCACCGAUUUCAUCUUGAGGUCCAAAUGAAGUGAUGAUAGGUGUUGGAGAUGUAUGGGUCAGCAUUGUAUUCGCGUCAGCGUAGCGCUUACGAUGACUAUGAUCGGUUGGGAUACAACUGGCAUUCGGCGCCGUGGGCUUCGGGGAGUUAUGCGCCCACCAGGUCCACCUCUGGAAGCUCGGUUAGUUCGAUGGCAGGGAACGCCAGCCAGCCGCGGAGAACGCGUUACGCUCGAUCUUCGACCACCAGCGUAACUCAACUCUUGAGCGACUCUUGUACAAGUCUUCUCCAGAAACUGUCCACCAAAGUUCGAGGUCCGUCGGCGUCGCUGGAUCAGCAGCGGAAGACGCCGGCCAUCUCUACAUCCAGCUCUAACCCACUAACCACAUCCGCCUCCACGGCGUCCAUGGGAUCAGCUCGGACGCGCUUCGAGGACAAGUACGCUUCCGUUCUAGAUCGCAUCUACGGGAAGAAACGCGAAUCUGAAUCCGGCCGCGGACUCAGCAAAAGCGCGACUACCUCAACUGUUUAUGUGCCGGAGAAAUCCUCAUAUAAUUAUGUGCGCGAGAAGACGCCAUACAAGAGCGAGAAGAAACCUCAGUAUCCGGAACCUCCGUAUUCCUACCUCGAUCGCGAAUCCGUUUACCGCGUGCGCCACAAAUCCAACCACUCCGAACUCCGUCCUAGGCGAUCCUCCAAGCCCCACAGGAAGAGCGAAACCACAGAUAGGAAGAUGAACCUAAAACUGGUGGACAUACCACUCGACGAACCCGCGUCUCAAGCUAGCGAGAAAACUCCGACCAACCACUCUGACCUUACGGACAGGGAGACCAAGCGGAAGGAGAUCCAGAGUUUGAUCAUGAAAUAUUCCGCGCUAGACGAUGCCUACAAUAGGGCUUCUGAUGCGACCGCGAUCUCCGCCGCUCCCGCCGCUAUGGCCACCCCCGCGGCCCCUACGACACCCAUCAAACAGCCUAGGGGUCACUCCCAAAUGUACCAUACCAAUCAUCACCACCAUCAACGCUACCAUCUCCAUAACAAAACAAUAGCGGCUUCGGCUAGUUCGCGAGCUCCCUCCGUCGAGGACGAUGAAGAAGGCCACCUCAUUUACCGCUCUGGGGAUGUCCUGCAAGACAGAUAUAAGAUUCUUGGCACCCUCGGCGAAGGAACUUUUGGCAAGGUAGUCAAAGUGAAGGACUUGGAAAUGGACCAUUCCAUGGCCUUGAAGAUUAUAAAGAACGUAGAGAAGUAUAGGGAAGCUGCCAAAUUGGAAAUUAACGUGCUGGAGAAGAUCGCCGACAAGGAUCCCGAUUGUGUCCACUUAUGUGUCAGGAUGCUGGACUGGUUCGACUAUCAUGGACACAUGUGUAUAGGAUUUGAAAUGCUGGGACUUAGUGUAUUUGAUUUUCUGAAGGAUAACGGAUACCAACCGUACCCAGUGGACCACGUGCGACACAUCGGAUACCAGCUAUGUUUCUCGGUGAAAUUCCUGCACGACAAUAACUUGACACACACAGAUUUGAAGCCUGAAAACAUCUUGUUCCUAGAUUCUGAUUACGAUGUCGUGUAUAAUAGUAAAAAGCGGAGAGACGUGAAACGCGUGAAAAGAACUGACGUGAGGUUGAUAGAUUUCGGAAGCGCAACAUUCGAUCAUGAACACCACUCGACGAUUGUGUCUACAAGACAUUACAGGGCGCCAGAGGUGAUUCUUGAGUUGGGUUGGGCCCAGCCCUGCGACGUUUGGUCCGUGGGAUGCAUCCUGUUCGAGCUCUAUUUGGGCAUUACCCUGUUCCAGACGCACGAUAAUAGAGAACAUUUGGCGAUGAUGCAAAGAAUUUUAGGCGAAAUUCCAGUCAGGAUGGCCAGAAAAACGAAGACGAAAUACUUUUAUCGUGGGAAGUUGGAGUGGGACGAAAAAAGUUCGGCCGGCAGAUUCAUCAGGGAUAAUUGCAAACCUUUGUUGAGGUACAAACAGAGUGAUGAUUCCGAGCACGGUCAACUUUUUGAUUUGAUAUUGCGGAUGUUAGAGUAUGAGCCCUCGCAGCGUAUAACUUUGCGCGAGGCGAUGUCCCAUCCGUUCUUCGACAAGAUUCCAUCCCACCAACGGCUGGGCGAGAAGGGGUCCGGGGAUGCUCCCAGAAGGAGUCUAUCGAUCACAUCGCGAUAACAAUUCCCGAAUGGCGAUCGUGCGUUUUGUGUAUAGUGAACGGACUUAAUAAAUCAAUUUCCACCAACUUGAAAAUCAUUAUCACUUGUGCUACUAAAGCUAAAAGCAAAUACUGUAUGUUUUUUUGUUUUCCCUCAAUAUGUAAAGAAUAGUUGAAAAAACAACAACAAACGAGUAAUAUUAAUAUUAAACACAAUUUUCGAAUUUUGUUCAUAAUCGAUGUAUAAUAUAUAUAUAUAUAUAUUCGCGUGUGUGGACGGGGAAAAUGGUCUAUUAUUUAAUUUAGUUUUAUUGUUUUAUUUUAUCGUCUUUUCUGAUCCAUCUUUUACUGCAUUGCAUCCAACGAAUCGUUUGCUAAAUUGAUCGAUAGCAGCAACCAGUGGAAUUGUGAUUUUAAAAAACAGAUAUAUUUUGUUGAUUCUGUCCGCGUUUGCAAACGAAAGAAGGAAGUCAUAUGUAAUAAUAAUAAUAGGAAUAUUAUAAUAUAUUGUAUUCAAUUUUGUUUGUCAAAAGGAAGAAAAUUUUCAGGCGAGAAUGUGAGCAUGUUCGGUAACGAAUUUUCUUUGAAAGAUUGUGCGAGUUGAUGAUUUUAUGAUGAUUACACAUGAUUAUUUUUUUUAUGUUCACGUAGGUUAAUUUUUGCGCGCAGAUGACGAUUGACUUGCGCACUUGACGUUACACACUUGUUACUUAAGAAAAUAUAUAAAUAUGAAUUGGCCGAGGCGGAGAUGAAAAGUUGUAUAAGAAAAAUAAUAUUUUGUAAAAGAACGA